Molecule: messenger RNA, 3848 nt
Organism: Stegostoma tigrinum
Lineage: Eukaryota; Metazoa; Chordata; Chondrichthyes; Orectolobiformes; Stegostomatidae
Gene: ubxn11
Product: UBX domain protein 11
Exons: 13
Coding region: 369-1616 (415 amino acids)
Biological process (GO): proteasome-mediated ubiquitin-dependent protein catabolic process
Molecular function (GO): ubiquitin binding
Source: RefSeq, a predicted model, not a curated record
GAAGCUCAGGAUACUGCCCAGCCCCGACAGCCCUCUAACCCGCUUAGCGCUAGAGGGGAGCUGAGAAGCAAAGCUAGAGGCAUCGGUCAGCGUGGGAGAGGAUAGUGGAGCCUGGUCACUGAUCAGUGAGGGAUAGGAUCCAGGGCAGCGGUCAGUUUGGGGCAGAAUCCCAGGCAGUGGUCAGUGUGGGACAGUUACCCGGGCAGUGACCAGUUUGUGACAAGAUCCAGGGCAGUAGCUAGUGAGGGACAGGAUCCAGGGCAGUGGUCCGUGUGGAAGAAGAUCCCAGCCAGUGGCCAGUGUGAGACAGGAUCCUAGACCCUGUGGCAGAGUUAUUAAGGGGUCUGAGCAAGGUGUUUGUAAUCACAAUGAGCUCCCCACUCUCAUCUCUAGGAAAAUUACAGAAAGUAUCAGUACUCCUGCCAGAGCUGCAGGAUCGUCGCAAGCAAGCAGUAUGUUUUGAAAAGGACUGCCACACAGAGUCAACCAUCAGUGAUGCUGAGCUCAUGUCCACUAUGGUGAAACGGCUGACCGAUAUGGAGCAGCGGGUCCGAAUCCAGGCACAGGAGAUCAACAGGAAGAACCAGAAAAUUGCAGUGUUGGAAGAAAAGCUGAGUUUACUCCAGCUGUCCGAUGCUGACAAACCCAAAAGACAACUGGAGGUGGAAAAAUUGCUUCAGCUUCAGAAUCAGGUGUGGGAAAUGGAGAAAUUCCUGAGUGAUUAUGGGAUGAUUUGGAUUGGUUCAGAAAAGGAUGAGGCCAGCAAUGUGUAUUUGACGGAAGAGGAGGAGCCUCAGGAACUUCCCAAUCCCAGUGAGCUACCUUCAUACCGAGGUGGUGCAGCUUUGGAACCUUUUCGAAUGGACUUUGAUUUGGUUCUAGAAAAUAUAAAAGACUUGAAUGUUCUGGCUGGUGAAGGCGAAGCUAGGGUGGAACACAUCACAGGUGGAGCUCGGCUAAAGAGACCAGACCCUGUACCACUCACACUCUUCAAGAAUGGAAUUGUGAUGUUUAAUGGUCCAUUCAGAUCAUAUGAUGAACCUUCAACUCAGCAUUGCAUGCAGGAUAUCUUGGAUGGAUAUUUCCCUUCUGAGCUGCAGAACAGGUACCCAGAAGGAGUUCCAUUUAAGGUGACUGACAGGCGAGAUUUGAUCUUCCGGGACAGACAGUCUCGUGCAGAAUUCCCUGGCAUGGGACAAACAGUAGAAGGAUGCUAUACCCCUCGAGUCUCCAAACAGCAGGAUUGUGGGGUUGUAAAGGAGACGAGUGAAAUUCCAGGCCCAAAGUUGUCAGCAGAUCAGUUUCUGAACAAACUGCCUAAAACUAUCAUCCGGGCUGGGAAAGUGAUUGACAUCCGAGGAGACAUCAGAGACAUUCUUCAGGUCCCUCCCAAACCAGCCAAUGAAAAUACGAUUUUGGUUGAAACUCCAACUCUAGCAAAACUGAGAGAGAGGUUGGCGCUCAGUGAGGAAAAUGACCGAACAUUGAGAAAAGUCUCCACGCUCAGGAUCAAAUCAGAGAAUGGAGAGAAGGUGUACAUAGUUAAAAUGCUUUUCACCGAGACAGUUGGGGCCCUUCGCACUUACCUUGACCAGAACAGAGUUCAGCAAAGUUGAAGACAGAAGUUUUACUUCCUCCGUGGAGAUUUGUCCCAGGCCGCUAGACUGUUGAUGUGAGAGGGGCAGUCAGGAACAGAAAUGGAAAGGCAAAGUUCUGUGGUGGUCUUGGGAUCAUUUCUUGACCCAGCCACCAUGAAGACAGUCAAGGCCUGCUGCGUGAAGAGGGAUAGAGGAAUGGCAGCAGCACCACCUUUCCGGGCAGAGCCAGCACAGAGCACAUCAAGGGAGGAGAACAUCUUACCCCAGCAGAACAAUGUACAUCUCUGCAGAAGUUAUCCUGACUUGACAAUUGUCUUUGCAGAUGGAGGCUGUGGUUGGUGAAAUCUGGGGCCUGUUUGAGCAAGAUUCUCAUACCCUAAACAACUGAUCCCUAUGCCCUACCCUUCAUAGUCUCUAUCACCACUGGCACUCAGUGACAGCAUGCAAAUUUAUAACUCAAUGAGGCUCCUUAUAAAAAAACAGCCUUUACCACCUGAAAGAAUACUUGGAAGCAUAUCUAAAGACACACAACAUUCUGACAUAUGGAACAGCCUCUGUGCCUUCUUUGUGGAAAACACACUGCAUUUGACUUCCUUCCAGAGGAACUCCUCUUUUUUUCACAAACAGGUCGGUGUGUUGCUACAUGCUCAAAUGCACCAAUGAACAAAGGUUGGAAUGGCUUGCAACAUUCAUACCUCCUUGUGAACUAUCUCCCACGUUCUCUGAACACAGGAUGAAGAAUCAGAUUUCCACUGCCAGACAUUCUGAUCCCAGCUUACGUUAUUACUGGAUGAAUCAGAUCUCAAAUUGCAAACUUUCUUGAGAGAUUUUUUUUAAAUUUAACAAGGCAAUUUUCCACCGAAACAGUAGAAAGAUACCAACAAGUUAAUCAUUACACCCAUCAUACACACAGACCAAUACCCAUAAACGAUAACAAUGUUUAUAAAUCACACCCCUUACAUCACAGACAUACAUAGCUAACACUUCACCCAUGCCAUCACAGAGAUGAACUUCUGGCUUCUGUCUCCAUUGCCAUUGGUAAGAAGUUGCACUUUCUGAUUACCUGGCAAAUGAGUCUAUUGGUGUAUGAUGAUACGCCACCCCAUUUGUUGAAGAAAAUACAUUUCCAGAAUCUUGCAGAGGUAACAGAAGUCUCUUCUGUCAGUUAGAGAUCUGGUGAGAAACUCUGCAUCGUCUUCUUUCAGAAAGGCCCUCUGUAUGUGGCCCAUUCAAGCCGUUGAUAGAUCAAUUAGAGGGACCUUAGGAUCAAAAGAUCCCAAAUUGGUAUUGUCUGAGGCUGCUGACCAUUCCAUCUGGCAGCUCUGUUGAACCAAAGUGCCACAAGGCAAGCCGUGGUUAUUGCUGCUAAGACAUCGCCCUGAAGGUGUGAGAUCACUGGAUCUCAGGUACAGAUGAGUGAUGAUGGGGGUGGGGAUCUGCAGUGGGAUUUAAGGUUUGAGCAACAAGGCUAGGGGUUUGGUCUCAAUGGGUAAUCUCUGCUCUCCACCUUCCUGAUGCUGAAUCCAUUAAUUAGACAUGGUACCUUGGAUGAGGAAUAUCAUUGGGAGCCCACCAGCAAGCACAACAGGGUGUUACUGUCAUGCUCAUCACAUGGCAAUCCUCAGGCAAUUCCCCAUUUAAGGGUCUCAACUGGUAGCAGUAGGAAGAAGAUUGACAUUGGGAUGGAAGCCAGAUGGUGAUCGGGACCCUCCCUCCACUCUCACAAGUGACUGAAUGCACUCCCUACCAUACCAUCAAACUCACAGGGGAGGUACAAGGUUUUACCCAAUUCAUUUGCAAGUGCAUGAAACUUACUGAUAUACUGACACUAUAAAUUUAUCAAUGAUCAAAAUGAACUGGUGCCCUGUGCUCACAAACCCUCACAUAGUGCUCAACAUUUCACCUUGGAGAAGGUGGAGACAGCUGCUCACCUCUCCAGCUACAAUAAUGAACUCAGCUGCCAUCUUCAGUGUCCAUGGCCACCUCAUCAACUUAAUGAAUUGCCUUCGGCCUUGCUGACCCAGUCCUUCUGCCUGUACAACAUACAGAGCCCAUUCUAUAUUGCAUUCAGAGACAAACAUCAUCACUGUAGGUAUGGAUCAUUGGGGUCUAUUCUGAUGACACCUCAUUAAUGCUUAGAUCCACAUGAACACCUUGAACAUACCUCUCAUCUAUCACAAAGGAUGUCCGUGUACUUCUGUAAAUUAAUUGCCAGGAGUGCAGCAAGUCAUGGAACCGUUUGUGCAUCAG